Messenger RNA from Protopolystoma xenopodis, 1098 nucleotides. Lineage: Eukaryota; Metazoa; Platyhelminthes; Monogenea; Polystomatidea; Polystomatidae. The record is from the annotation of a GenBank genome assembly.
AUGAUUAACUCUAACAAAGAUGAAUUUCUCACCUUUGGAACAUGUACCACUGUCCGUGGAGAGCACACGGAGCACCAAGCUCCUCUAUCUAGUGGGCAUAUUGGACAGACAAUAACGUUAAAUGUAGAGGAAAAAGAUGACUCGGAUCUCAUUGAACCGGUUGCGAUGGCUGCUGUCGAGGUUGCCCAAAAGGCUGCGGAAAACCAGGCCCUUUAUGAAAGUGAAAUGAACGCAAUGCGAACUCGUAUGAAGGCGCUCGAAUCAGAAGCGCGUCAAGUCCCAACACUACGUCGAUUCGUUGACAACUUGCACGAGGAGAACGAGCGUCUCCGUCGCAUCACAGAGGAUACCAUUGAUUGCAGGAUUGAAGAGCCCAAAGAAGAUGAGAUUGAGGAGAUAAUCGAAGAAGAGGUUAAGACUGUGAAGCGUAGGCCACCUCCAACUACUCCAAAAUCCCAUACUCCUGCGCCAUUUAUUGAAACAUUGGAAAAAUCUGUACAACAAGAGAUGCCUACAUGCAAAACUCAGGGCGUAGGAGAUGGUGAUAUAGUUCGACACCAUGUAAUCGACGUGUUAACUCCAAAAAUCGAGUCCUACCACUUCCCGCCAGAAUACUGGUCUCGCCUCGAAUCCGAGUUUACUCGUGAUUUCUUGAAUCGUCGUCCGCUCCGACGAGAUAGCAGCGUGCAUCCAAUGGAGAUUCGUCGACUGGACGCUUCUACCAUGGCUGUACCACCACCAGCUCCACUUCAGCGCUGCUUCGGAAUGAGCGUGCGUCCAGUAGCCCGAGACGUGGGCAUCAAUUGUGUCCAAGUGGUGAAUUACCGUGACAUCGGCUGUCUUGCUGAGGAAUCAGAUGAAGAUAUAAGUCUCUGGUUGCAUCAGCGGACGCUUGCUUGUUCACCACAACAACAAAAACUCAUACACGAUCUGGUAUUUGCAUACAAACAUGAUAGAGAAAAAUUCGUCCAGCAAUUAAUCCAUAUCCUGGCCAAAAAUGUUCUUUCUGUUGGAGUUGACGCCUAUCCUUUAAUAGCACACGCUGCCACUAGCACGGGUUCAGAAUUCCUGCAUUCUGUUGGUGUAAGCGAUGAUACC